Racocetra fulgida is the source of this 1536-nucleotide messenger RNA. The record is from the annotation of a GenBank genome assembly. NCBI's taxonomy places the organism in Eukaryota, Fungi, Glomeromycota, Glomeromycetes, Diversisporales, Gigasporaceae.
AUGAAAACAAAUAUAUUAGUCUAUACUCCUCAAAAAGAUACUCAAUCUCAGCCUAAUAUCAUCAAUCGUUUAAAAUCUAUUAUAGGGAACAAUUACGAUAUAAUUCAUGUUGAUUCUAAAACGUUAAGCGAUGAGCCGUGGCAGGAUACAAUUUGUUGUUUAAUUGUACCUAAUAUAGACAUUGAUAUUAAUUAUGAUGAAUUAAAUAAUAAAGCGAAUAAGAAAAUUAAAGAUUAUGUUUUUGGAGGGGGGAAUUAUUUGGGAUUUGGUUCUGGCGUUACAUAUGCUACAAAAGAUUUAGAAAAUCAAAGAGGUCAGAAUAAUCUUGAUUUCUUUUGUGGUGUUUAUAAGAAAAUAGAUCUGUCAACUAAUUCAAGUACGGUCGUGGAAUUGAUGCCACUAUUGACAAAUCAAAAUAAUGAAUCUUCAACACUCUCACAACAGAUUCAAUUAUCUAUUGGUGAAACUUUAAGAUAUUUUGAAGAUGCUGAAAAUUUUUUAAAUAUUAAAAUUUUGGCACGUUAUAAAGAUCUAUCACAAGCAGCGAUAAUUCAAUGUGAAAUUGGCAGUGGUAAAGCUAUACUUUGUGGUAUUGAUCUUUAUUCAAGUUUAAUUUCUGAGCAAAGGAAUCAAUUGGUGCGGUUGCUACUAUCAAUGUUUGAAAUAAAAAUGGCACAGUCAGACAUUAUUAUUCCUAAAUUAAGUUCAACUUUUUAUUUAUCUUCUUUGAGACCUGCAUUAACAGAUCUUUGGGUUCGUGGAGUAAGCUCUUUAAUGGAUUCGGAUGGAAUUAUUAAAAUUGGUGAUGUUUCUUUUCGUCUAAUAGUUAGUUCACAGAAAUCUUCCUCACAUCAACUAGAAGAGCCAAGUACUGUUAAUGAUAGUGUGAUAAAAAUAGAAGCAUAUAAUGAACCACCACCCACAUCAGUAACUCCUUUGUUCAACUUUAAAAAGUUUUUUGAACAUCUUAGUGAUGAUAGGAAUGUGUUAUUCGGUUGGAAUCAUAAUUUGGAUUUUGGAUCAACUUUGCUGUAUGGCGAAGUGUUAACAAGCACUCAAACAUUAUUGGCUAAUGAUUUUAAGUUCACACAACAACUACCAACCGGAUUUGUUUGUGUGGCAACACAGCAAGUUCAAGGACGUGGCCGUGGAAGGAAUUCGUGGAUUUCACCACCUGGAUGUUUACAAUUUUCUAUUAUGUUGAGACAUUCGUUAAAACUUAAUCCAGGAUCCAUAAAUAUACCAUUGAGACUUAAAUGGCCGAAUGACAUUUAUGCGGAAAUUUCAUUAGAUGAAUCUUCCAAACCUGAAUUUGUUAAGAUCGGUGGUGUUCUUGUUAAUUCCAAUUUUAUUAAGGAUGAAUUUCUCAUAAUUGCAGUUGUAUUAGAGACACAUAAUAACCAAAAGGCCACAAUAUUAGGAAUAACGACAGACUUUGGAUUCUUGAAAGCUAUGGUUAUUAAUACAAAUGAGAUUGUUAUGUUACAACCUGAUGGAAAUAGUUUUGAUAUGAUGAAAGGUUUGAUUAGUCCAUAG